GCGUGAUCCGGGCAUUGUACACCACAUACUUGUACGAAUGCGAGUUAUGAACUGCAGGUGACAGGGUAGUAUAUUGCAACGCGUGUGUAUUUACCACGACUGCAAUGCGCUAUAUAGAGCGCGGUGUCCCGCCUCCAGCCCACCUUGACAUUGUAGCCCGCUGCCCGACCGGCCACACCAUCGUAGAGAACAUAGGAGUCCAACACCAUGGCAGAUACGCAAAGCUUCACAGAGGCUGUGGGGGCGAAAUUGCCCCUCAUUCUACCCACUCUCGCCGCCUUCCUUGCCGUCGUCCUCCUCCAGAAUGUGUUGAGUCGGAAGCCGCUCGCAAACAUCCCCGUCGCAGGCCAAGACCUCGGCAGCGAUGAGAAGCGGAGGCAGACAUACCUCGUCAGGGCAGCCGACGUGUAUCUUGAUGGCUACAAGAAGUUCAAGGACAGUGUCUACAGGAUUGUCACACCAAAUAAAUUCACCGUCAUCGUGGUGCCCCCCAAGUACUUGGACGAACUCCGAAAGAUCCCCGACGAUGUCAUCAGCUUUGACGGCGCCAUCGAGCAGACGAUGCACUCCAAGUACACCAAGCUGCCUGUCGGCGAGACCCUGGUUACGCACACGGUCAAGACCAGCCUGACGCCCGCGCUGGUGCGGCUGAACCCGACGAUUGCAGACGAAGUGCAGGCCUCUAUCCGCGCCGAGUUGCCCCCUUGCGAUAACUGGACCCCGGUCAACAUCAACCGGAAGCUGCUGCGCAUCGUCGCCCUCGUGUCGGGCCGCGUCUUCAUCGGCGCCGAGCUCAGCCGCUCCGAGGAAUACCUCGACGCAGCCAUCAACUACACGGUCGAGCUGAUGGCCGCUCGCCGUGCGCUGGACCAAGUACGCCCCUGGCUGCGUCCUUUCGUUGCCCACCGGCUGCCCGAGGUCAAGAAGCUGGAUGCGCGACGUGCGCAGGCCGACAAAUUCCUGCAGCCCAUCGUGGAGGCCCGCAGGCGCAUGAAAGACAGCGACAAGCCGGACGACAUGCUGCAGUGGGUGAUGGACGGCCAAGGGGGGAAAUUCAAGGAGUACACGACCGAGGAGCUGGCCAGGCUGCAGCUGGGCAUCUCGUUUGCCGCGAUCCACACGACGACCCUGACGACGACCAACGUGUUCUACAACCUCGCGGCCUACCCGCAGUACAUGGCCGAGCUGCGCGACGAGGUGCGCACCGUCCUGGCCGAGCACAACGGCGUCUUCACCAGCACGGCGCUGCAGGCCAUGAAGAAGGUCGACAGCUUCGUGAAGGAGACGAUGCGCCUGCACCCGGCGGGCGCCGCCUCGUUCCAGCGCAAGGUCAACAAGACCUUCGCGCUGUCCAACGGUCAGGUCAUCCCCGCGGGCGUGGUCAUCGAGGUUCCCGCGGCAGCCAUCACACGGGACCCGGAGGUGUUCCCGGACGCUGACAAGUUCGACCCCUGGCGCUUCUCGCGGCUGCGGGAGCAGGCCCGCGCAUCGGGCAACGUGGAAGGCAGCGCCACGAACCAGUUUGUCAGCCUCAAUCCAAAUGUGUUGACUUUCGGUUUCGGCCGGCACGCCUGUCCGGGCCGCUUCUUCGCCGCCAACGAGAUCAAGAUGAUCAUCGCCAACUUCAUCCUGACAUACGACAUCAAGCUGCCCGAGGGAGUGAACGAGAGGUACCCCAAUCUCUCAAUCGGGUCAUCGUUUAUUCCCGAUCCCAGGAAGGAGUUGCUCUUCAAGCGGAUUGUAUGAGCCGCGUUCGACUGGAAGAGGUUCUCUGCGAAUAUGUCGGACAUGGUUGUUGACUGUAGUACUAUUUGUACCAAUCGCUCAUCGGAUAGCGUGAGGCAGCGUCUCUUCUUUGCACG
Messenger RNA from Chaetomium strumarium, 1862 nucleotides. RefSeq names its product cytochrome P450. NCBI's taxonomy places the organism in Eukaryota, Fungi, Ascomycota, Sordariomycetes, Sordariales, Chaetomiaceae. The coding region runs from base 208 to 1746 and encodes 512 amino acids. The transcript has 5 exons. Gene Ontology annotation, molecular function: heme binding; iron ion binding; monooxygenase activity. The record is from RefSeq and is a predicted model, not a curated record.